AGGUAUCCUCAGAAAUUUGUUACCUGUGUGCUGCAGUUGGCGGGUCGUAAGCCGAUCUCUCUCAUCGUAUCUCUUUAUUCUUCUAUUUUCCUUUUUCAUAGUGAAUUAAACUUUAUAUACACAUUUUUUUUCUUAUUUAAUUGUAAAACAAAAGAACGAGAGAGAAUGGCGUUAGCCGAAGGUGAAAGGACUACCGGUGAGAUAAACAAUACUAAUGUUACCAGUAAUCUUCGACGUGGUAGCAGUUUACGAUUACUUGCUGCAUCUGCCAGUACUGUAGAGAACGAGUUGGGAACGCAGUUACGUCGUGGGGGUUCCCUGAGGAUCCCACGAAAUACAAGAACGGAGGAUGGAAGGACGUUAGUUGUUGAUAGUGAUCAUUCGUUGAAAGUACCCCGUGACAAAAGAUUGUCCUCUUCGUUGCUAUCAAAUAAUUCUUCAUCAUCUCUGGAAGUUAGUGGAAGAAAUGGGGGAUGCGAAAGACCGGUACGACCCGCCAGGCGUUCAGCUUCCGCAUUGGACCAACCAGCACCCGAAUAUCUUGCUCGAAGUCUUCUUCAAUUAGGAUGUCCUGUUAUUUCUAUACCUACACCUCGUGGCGGCGUUGGAUCGGAGCAUCCGCAAAGUAGCGACAGCGAUGACUCCACCGCGACGCACAGCCAAAAUCAGGGUCAAGGUUACGGGCAUGGACAUUCUCAUGGACAGUUCGACUCUUAUACCGUGCCCAAAGUCCAAGUGUCGGGACCACCGAACCCUUCUGAAUCCUCCUCCGUCAUCAAUGGGUCUGCGGGGUCCAUAGGAGCACGUUCGGCACCAAGUACACCAUUACAAACAACAACGCCUGGAGUACCGCAAACGAGUCAACAAUCAAUCGGUGGUGGUGCUUCUCAGCUUACUGUUGUUGCUAAUACUCAAAUUUCCCAACCACCAAGAAGUCCGAGUCAUGCAGCAUUGAGAUGUAACGAUAGUCAGCUUUCAAAGCCAUUGAGCAGGAGUACUCCAUCGAUGGCAGCCGGUGGAACUGUUCAAACUCCAGCGAAGAUCAGUAGAUCUUCAUCUAGAUCCUCGCCAUCGUCCACCAGCAGUGCUAGACAGAAAAAGUUUCAUCGGCAUUUUACUCAGUCUUCAAAAUUUCGACAUCAGGUAGCCGCAGAUGAACGUGUAUUAAACUACUACAGUUGUGCGCUGGUGGGCGAUAUCCUACUUCAAGGUCAUCUUUACAUAACACCGAAUUACUUUGCCUUUUAUAGCAACGUUUUCGGUUAUGUUACAAAAUUGUUGAUACCGACAACAUCGGUAUUAAAAAUCAGUAAAGAGAAAACAGCUAAGAUCAUUCCAAAUGCGGUCGCAAUAGCGACGGAAGAUGAGAGACACGUAUUCUGUUCUUUACUCUCGAGAGAUUCGACCUUCAAGCUGAUGAAACAGGUUUGGGACGAGGCAUUAUUACCGAGGACUUCACCGGAUGUUUUACCUCUUCCCGAUGAGGUUAAGUUAUUACCACCGGAUGCGUUGCUGGUCGACGAUUCGGAAGUUAAUCCUGAAGAGGAUGAUUCGAGUAUGUCAGAAAGUGGUACCGAUCAAACUGCUUCAAGACCACCAACCGUUUGUACGGAUACCGAUGGCUUAUCAGCUACUGUUCCUAGACCAAGUCAUACUCCUGUUCCUGGUACAAGAAUGGAUUCAGUGACACCAUCGAUACCAAUCUCACCAGACAAAUCUCGUUCCUUUGGCACAUUGUUUGUUGGUGGAUUGAAGCCUGGUACAGUCAUUGCUGUAUUGGUUGUGGUUCUAGCAGCUUUGUAUAUUUCGGCAGCCAUGAUGAUGUUCCGCAUUGAUAGAUUGCAUACGGCAUAUCUGAAUCAUCCUCUUGUCUCGCCGGAACAUUUUACGCACGAUCGACUUUUGCAUUAUCUUAAUUCAAAUCUCGAUCAGAUAGCUAAGGUCCGGCAAAGUUUACAAACGUUGUCACAACAAUUUGUAGCAAUGAGCCAAGCUGGUGAAACAGGAUCAGCAGCUGUUUCCGGAGGCCCGAUAGAACCUGAAGAUGCGCCGAGUUAGCCCCCGGAGUGGUGGAUAAAUAAUAAUAUCAUUAAACCAAAUAAUAAUAAUAAUACGAGUAUCCGUCGCCUUGCUAGCGUAUGAAACGUGUCUCUUAAUCUGAUGCAAGACAAUUAUGGCGAUCACCACAUCAUUAAUGACGAUAAAAUAUUAUCGUUUAGCACCCCAUCACGAUUAGAACUUCCAACAACAAGAAACAAGAAAAAAGAAAAAGAAAAUGAAAAAAAAAAGAAAAAGAAAGCGCGGGGAUUGUGACACUCGUAGGCAGCUCAGUCAUGAAAAAGGAGAAGAGUUAAUUUUACGCUUUUAAGAUGAUCAUCUUCUCUCUUUAUAUAUAUAUUUUUUCUCUCUCCCACAAUAUCAACCCCCUCCCCUUCUAGCCUCAUCAUUACCACGAGAGUCCACCACGCCUUUUAUUUUUUUUUCCGCAUUUGCGUUUUUCUAUUGUUCGUCGUUACUCGUAGAUGGUUUCAUUAAAUGAAUUAGAAAAAUUGUUAUUAAUAGGGAUGAAGAUAGAGAAAGACGAUUUUUUUAAUGAAAAUUGAAAUGAAUUGAAGGAUGAGCGAAGAAAUUAUGAGUAUGGAAGUAAAGGUUGCUUUUUAACAGCGAACGAAAAAAGUAAUUUUGUUCGAAACUAGUCACGCGUAACCAAGGCUCCCUGGUGCGAAAUAAAAUACAUGAACAAGAAGAAACAAAAUAUAAGUAUAUAUAUACAUAUAUACUAUGCAUACAUAUGUAUAGAACAAUUAUGUACAUGCACUUAUACAAAAAAAAAUGUACACACACACGCAUACACAUAUAGUACAUGUAUAUUGAUAAAAAAGAAAAACAAGUAUGUAUACAUAAAGAUAGAAUUAAUUGCAUAUUUCGCGAUUACUUAUGUCUGUAAUUUAUAUAAUUUGACAACUGGUCGAGCAUUAACGUUGUUUAUUUUCUUUUUAAUUUUGUGAUACCGAGAUAAGUGUGCUCGACAAACACCAGUAAUAGAAUUUAUAACACAUUUUUGCCAAAAAUAAUGCCAUAAUUCUAUGAAUUACCCGUAGCACACUACAAUAGCUUCUAAAAGUUGUUUUGAUA
This is a messenger RNA of Polistes canadensis, 3135 nucleotides long. RefSeq names its product GRAM domain-containing protein 3-like. Gene Ontology annotation, molecular function: sterol binding; sterol transfer activity. Bases 166 to 2058 code for a protein of 630 amino acids. Gene Ontology annotation, biological process: intracellular sterol transport. The record is from RefSeq and is a predicted model, not a curated record. The transcript is spliced from 8 exons. NCBI's taxonomy places the organism in Eukaryota, Metazoa, Arthropoda, Insecta, Hymenoptera, Vespidae. Gene Ontology annotation, cellular component: plasma membrane; endoplasmic reticulum membrane; endoplasmic reticulum-plasma membrane contact site.